Verruconis gallopava is the source of this 5305-nucleotide messenger RNA. RefSeq lists its product as uncharacterized. The transcript has 2 exons. NCBI's taxonomy places the organism in Eukaryota, Fungi, Ascomycota, Dothideomycetes, Venturiales, Sympoventuriaceae. Gene Ontology annotation, molecular function: guanyl-nucleotide exchange factor activity. The record is from RefSeq and is a predicted model, not a curated record. Gene Ontology annotation, biological process: regulation of ARF protein signal transduction. The coding region runs from base 308 to 4849 and encodes 1513 amino acids.
GUCGCAUUCCCUAUUGGGGGCAGGAAUGCGGCAUACACUCAGUUCCCGUGCUACAACAGAGCAACACCAAAACUUCGCCUCCGUUUUGCCUCGUCCGACCCGUCAUCACUGCUUCUUUAACCCGCCGAGUUUUCAGCAGCGCCGGCCUACGUACACUCGUUUUCUGAGCUCCCCAACGCUUGCUAUCUCUGCCGGGUUUGCGACAAGUCUCCUCAAGCCUCGUCCCGUCUUCGUCAGACCGGGCCACACCGAUGGUGCGGAGAACACAGCCGGCGUGUGCUCGUAGAUGAAGGAAUAGCACGCAGAGAUGCCUGGCAAGGCGACUCUGCUGCCAGAAGGGGAGCAAGAUGCCAGGAAACUCAAACGGCGGAGCACGUUGAAUCUAUUCCGCAGUACCAAUCUCACCACCACAACCACUACCAACCACCACCACGAUGACGACGUUGCUCGUCCGACCACCCGCUCCUCGUCCCGUACGAAUCCAACGAAGCGUGCCGCAUCUGAGGAUGGUCCGCGGAUCCUGAACAGGACCAUUUCGUACUCACAUGAAUCAGAACGCUCGCAUUCUCCCUCACUCCCCCCUCAGCCUGCGAAGGGUGCGAGAUUCAGUCUCGCCCGUUUUAGACACGCAUCAGACCCGCAACUGGGAUCGAGAGCGAAGCAGCAGGCGGCCGAUGCCGAGAUCGAUAUUCCGCCAGUGCCGGCCAUGCCGACGAAGGUGCCUAGUAGUCAGCGUCUGAGGCCUUCUAACAGCACGGAAGAUCACAUGGGGGCGCCAACGGUGAUGAUUACCGCGCCAACAGUAGAUGGUUCGAUCGAAUCGACACUUGUGCCGGCACUGGAAAGGAAGAGAUCGAGGUUCCACCCCUUUACCAGGCAGAAACAGGGUGAUGGGCCAGUGGUGCUUGAAUCACAGUCGGCGCGACCCUCAAUGGAGGUGAAGCGAAAGACCGAGAACAGAAAGAGCAGAUUCGGGACUUUUAGCAGAUCAAAGGACCCUGUUGAAGAGUUGCGGAAGUUAGCAGGCAGUCGGAUGGCCACACCGAAUGGCGAAGAGUCGCUCUCAGCGGCAACCAGUCAGAACGGAGGUUCUACAUUGACGUUGCCCUUGGGCAGAAAAUCAGAAUCUUCGCGAUCAGAUCUAAGCCGCACCCACUCCUCUGAAGCCACGCCGAUCAGCCCAGAGAAGUCCUCUACCCAAUCGCACUCCACGUUCUCCUGGCUGUCGCGCAGGAAUAAGCAACGUAAUUCACUCUUUCCUCUGCCCGUACACAUUGCCCCUCCUUCGGACGAGUCUAGGCCCCCGACAGAGCCGCAAACACCGCGUGCAUCUACAAGUGGCCCAAGCAUUGAUACCCCCGACGACUCACCAGCGCACGCAAGCCCUGCAAGACAGGCACGCAUGGGCUACAAUCAUCAUGAGGUCUUUGACAUGGCCUCAAACUCUACGUCUGCUGCCCUAGCCGCUACUGCAAUACAUUUCGCCGGGCCCGGUGGCGCAUUGCCCAGGACAAACUCCAGUCAGUCACUACGCUCAGCACAGUCCACUCCUGCGCUGGGACUCCCUUACGCAACCAAAAGAAUGCGCUCGUCUACCAUGGGGUCAACGUCUGGCCAAUCAGAGGCCAGUCACCCUCCUACUCCGCCGCUCCUAAAUGGCAGCGGCAGAACUUCAACGUCCACUGCCGGACGUAGCAGUUUUAGUAACCUCGUCCACUUAAGGUACCGAUUUAGACAUGGCUCGGACCCGCACUCUCCUAGGCAAGGCUCGCCGGGCUACGGGACGGUUACUCCAGGACGCGACUCCCAAUCUAAUUCUCUGAGCAUAAGCAGAGAAGCUAUCGUUUUACCGGACAGGGAGGAGGGCGAGCCGCCCUUGCAGUAUCUGUCACGCGUCGAGAAGUUAGCACCAAAAGAUCAAAUCCCAAGCAUACUGUCGAAAAAGACGGAGGACUUUUACCACACCGUCAUGCGAAGCUUCAUGCGUAAAUUCGCGUUCUUUGGAGACCCUCUUGACAUGGCGUUGCGUAAGCUGCUCAUGGAGAUCGACUUGCCAAAGGAGACGCAGCAAAUUGAUCGUGUACUGUCAAGUUUUGCGGAUCGAUACCAUGAAUGCAACCCUGGCGUCUUUCCUGAUCCUGACAAAGCAUACUACAUGACCUUCUCGCUGCUCCUUUUGCACAGUGAUGCUUUCAACAAAAGCAACAAGCGGAAGAUGACGAAACAGGACUAUGUGCGCAAUUCUUCUACCGAAGGUGUCUCUGACGACGCCCUUGAAUGCUUCUAUGACAACAUCUUGUAUACCCCUUUCAUCAGGGUCGAAGACGAUAUAGAUAUCAAAACCAUGAGCUCGCGGAAGAGCAAAAAGACGCAACGUGUGAUCAAGCAAGCCGUGGAGCAAACAAAGACGACCAAAGAACCGCUUGACCCGUACACCCUGAUUUUUGAGAACAAGCUUGACAUCCUACGACCCCCACUGAAGGGCGUUAUUGCUGUUGAUGAUCCAUACUCGUACCUUGGAACCGCUCCAGCCUUCGCCAAAAACCUGCUGAAGGGUAUAAAAUGUGGAAUUAUCCAGCUGGAAUCCUCACGAUCAAGGCCAGACGCUUUCAAGUCACAGUCUGGCAUUGAUAACCCUGAGGACGCCAACAUUGGUUUGAUAGACUUGCCAGUACAAAAAGUCGGCGUGCUCUGGAGGAAAGAUCCAAAGAAGCGGACAGCGCGAUCGCCGUGGCAAGAAUGGGGCGCCAUUCUCACGGGUGCCGGAUUGUACUUCUUCAAGAACUCACACUUCGUGAAAAAUUUCAUUAGCCAAUAUGAGGACCAUGUUAAGCAUGGAGAUGACGGCCAGCUCACGUUCAAACCAACGAUUCAGAACUGGAGGGCUGACUUCCUGAUGCCAACGGAGAAUGGCGUAGCCCUGCAUGAUUCAACGUACAAGAAGCACAAGAAUGCUUUUGUUUUCUUCAGACACAACAAUGCCGAGGAAAUUUUCCUUGCGGACAAUGAGCACGAGAUGAAUGACUGGUUGAUGAAGCUUAACUGUCAGGCCGCAUUUAAGACGUACGGGAUUAGGCCGCGAGGUCUGCUUGGGGGUCAUUACGAAGGUCAGAGACAGAGAGGCAUGCGCAGGCUUGAAUCCUCGAAUUCAACUACGACGGCGCAGACGGUGCAGACGCCCACGGGUGAGGUCACGAUUCAGAGCGGAAAAAUUGAUCGAGAACUUGCAGAUCAGAUCCGCGAAGCUCGGCGGGAGACAAUGCAAGCGAAGAUUAAAGAGCUUGAGGAAAAGCUAGCCGACCUUAUUAGAACGGAGCGAGAGCAAAGGCGAGACGCAACCCACCUCUUUGUUUUGGCGCCAAUUCAAGAGCGUACGAGGACGCAACUGAUGCAUGCGGCAAGCAGAGUGUCUGCCCAGCUCAAGUGGAGUCGCAUCGAGAUCUGGCGCAUCAAAUGUCAUCGCGACAUCCUAGCCAUGGAUCUUGAAGAUGAAAAGAUCGAGUUGCAAAGGCGUCAAAAUUACAUCGACAGAAUCAGCCCAACAAGGCCUGCUAAGACACAGUCCAUAACGUCGCAGUCCACAACUUCGACAGCAAAGCCCCGUCCUAAUGGCCUUGACCGUCUGAGCUCUACUGGUACAACUGGUAAUAUUGGUGACAGCCCGGCAAAGAGUGUGCAAUCUCGCGCUUCCGGGCUCCGACCCGAUACACGGAUGUCUACGCGAUCUGCAUCUCAGCGAUCCAGUGUGAUGACGACAGGAGAAGACGAAGUAUUCCAAACACCUCCCGAGACGACCCCUACAGGCAGCCCUGUUCCCCCUGACUCGCCUGCAUCCCCACCAGUUGCUACGCCCACCUCAGCAAUCCACCGGGGUUCCAUCGUUUCAGCAAUGAAGUCUUCGCCGUCGAUGCGUCCGGAAAGUCCGUCUAUAGAUGGCUCAUUGGACUCGCCAUCCCUCUCCGAGUUCCGUACCCCAAUGCUCACAGAUGCAGAAGCAGAAAGGCAAAGGGAAGAGGGCGGCAUCUUAGGUAGUCCCUUUGGCAUGGACGGACAUGCCCUUGAACGUCCAGGCACAGCCACGAGCACCGAACCUGAGAAUGACAGGCCAAUGUCCGAGAGAUCGGCUCCUAUGACCGGAAGCCCCGACUCCAAGAGACACGUACGCCGGAGCUUACAACGCACUCUUCGCGAUUCUUCGAAGAGAGAGCCGUUCAAGGACGGACCGCAUCAUAGCAAGAAGGGCAGUAAAAAUGAGUCAAUCUCGUCUACCGUGCCUGAAGGAGCCAUCGCAGAGGGUGACAGUCCUGCUUCGGCUGGCGAGGGACUCAAACGGCAUGCUGGCAGCUUCACAGUGCACGGCAAGAAGGCAUCGGUCAUCACUUUUGGUGGAGAUUGGGCCAGCAUGGAUCCAGGCGAGCGAUUAAAGACGCUUGCCAGACAUGAAAGUCAGAAAGAUACCGAACGCCUCAGCCACCAGAACCAGGCAUCCUCGGCUCUCAUUCCUCCCAUCGCUGAGGGCUCUAGCCAUAGGGCUAGAGCCAUAGAUGAUGGUUUUAUGAUCCCGCCUCGACGCAGCAGUGUCAGUCUCAAGGAGCGCAGGGCUGUAAGCCAAAGCAUCGCUAGUGCAGAAUCUGGUUCGGAGCUUGGCACAGCGAGGAGCCUGCGAAAGUUCUCCAGCAGCAGUGGGCCACCUGUUUUUGAGGAUCUGGAGCGCGUGAGGGAAGAUGCACGGGCGAAUCGGAAUGGCGUACUUGAAGAGAGCAGUGAUGGGGAGACGGGCGAUGCAGUUGACAACGACAUCACCCCAAGGCCAAACAAAGUCUUACCAGUUGAGAGGACGGAGACUUGAUUGGUCACGCACGUCUGUUUGCCGAUUAUGAGAACUUUUACCUUGUUUGAAUCUGUUCUUCUCCUUACCAUGAUUGUAUAAAGCGCUCUCUCUGUCUACCCUUUUUAUUUUCUUUUACCUUUUCUUUUGCUAGGUAGUAUCUAACCGCGGCUGGAAAUGGAAGCGAUCGGCAGGUCGGGGAACGAUACGAUUGCAUGUUGUGGUCUAUGGAUGCUGGCCCUUGAAGAAGGAUUCGGAUUGGAUGAUUACUGCAUGACGCAUAUCCUUUUCUUUGCGUUUUUUUUUGUACCGGAGUGGGCGGACAUAACAAAAAAGUCUGGUGUUGGGUGUGUCUUCUUUGAGCUAUACCCUCUGUCACAGAGCUAACCCUUACUUCAAGGGCAGUGGCGGACCGUAAUUUAGAGUACAGCGUCAUUAACCAUACUGCUCUUGAUAUCGAAAUCAAUCUCACGGGUG